Eublepharis macularius is the source of this 1248-nucleotide messenger RNA. It is a transcript of the gene ARV1, whose product is annotated as ARV1 homolog, fatty acid homeostasis modulator. Gene Ontology annotation, cellular component: cortical endoplasmic reticulum; Golgi apparatus. The record is from RefSeq and is a predicted model, not a curated record. NCBI's taxonomy places the organism in Eukaryota, Metazoa, Chordata, Lepidosauria, Squamata, Eublepharidae. Gene Ontology annotation, biological process: intracellular sterol transport; sphingolipid metabolic process; regulation of plasma membrane sterol distribution. Bases 56 to 760 code for a protein of 234 amino acids. The transcript is spliced from 5 exons.
UCCAAGAAGAGACCGCGAAUGUUUAGGGGGGUGCGGCUCCGGUCUAAGGAAGAAAAUGGCCGCGCCUGGCGCUUACAGGUGCGUCGAGUGCAAUGGAAAGGCUACAGAGCUGUACAGAGAUUAUCAGCGUGGCGUGCUGCGCAUCUCCAUCUGUAAAUCCUGCCAGAAACCAGUGGACAAAUAUAUUGAAUAUGAUCCUGUUAUAAUAUUAAUUAAUGCUGUCUUAUGCAAAGCACAGGCCUACAGGCAUGUUCUGUUCAAUACAAAGAUAAAUAUCCAUGGAAAGCUCUGCAUAUUUUGUUUGCUUUGUGAAGCUUAUCUCAGGUGGCUACAACUACAGGAUUCAAGUCAAAGCCCUGACCCUGAUGAUUUAAUUAGAUAUGCCAAAGAAUGGGAUUUUUAUCGAAUGUUUGGGAUAGCAUCCCUGGAACAAACUGCCUUUUUGAUUGGCAUCUUCACUGCUCUGUGGUUAGCAAGACCAAUAGUCCUAAAAACAAAGGCAGAUUGCAUCUUACUUCUGAAAGCGCUGCUCCUGUCUAGUUACGGAAAACUUCUGUUGAUUCCAGCUGUUAUUUGGGAACAUGACUAUACUCCUUUGUGUCUCAAGCUCAUUAAAGUGUUUGUCUUGACAUCAAAUUCUCAAGCAAUUAGAGUUACAUUGAAUACAAGCCGAAAACUUUGUCUGAUGGCCAUUGUGAGUGGACUCAUUUUGGAAAAUGGUGUCAUCUAUUUGUUCCAGAGGAUAGGAUGGAACAUUUGAGCCAGUCAGCUGUCUUUUUGCUAACAGUGGAUUUUUGAAGAUGUAAAGAAAGGAACACCUUUGGAGUAAUUCUCAGUUGUUACAUUGCCACAGUGUUGUUGCCUUUUAGUUAUAAAUGCAGUGGUAAAGGAAUUCUGAGUGUACCUGCUGUUCCAGGCUGAGCAGAUGACGGUAAAAUGAAGAAAGGCUGAAACCAAGCGCAAGAACUUCACUUGUCAUGCACUGAUAAUUUUAUAGCAUCCUUUGGUACUUUUGGUCUUGCAAAAAGAUCUUUGACUGCUAUUACAACUGGAUUCACAAGGAGAACAGUACUAAGGAAUCUAGGAGAACACUACUAAGAACGGACCUCACUAUUUUGUGUUCAGCACUCAGGAGGGGGGGAGCUAGUUUGGUUGUUUCUGUAUGAGAAAAAAGAAGAAAGUGGCCCAUAGAGGACCAUAUAAUAUUUAAAUAUCUUAAGUUUAUGAAAUAAAGAAUGAUAGAUUGGA